CUAGGAUGUACGAGGUGACGUGAAAGCACCAUUGUUCCACCCCUGCUGGGCUGGCAGACAGCUAGCUAGCAUACCGACACACACAUCCUGUACAAGUACUUACCUCACAAUCUGUUCAGGCCAAGUCGGCUUGUCCGGUGCGGAGAGUCAGAAGAUAUACGAUUUUGUUGAGCUUAACAUCAUUUUUGAUAACCGCUAGCAGCCUAAAAUAGCAGUAAGAAGUAACGGCAUUUGGCUAAAACUCCUGCUCUGCUGAAGACUUCCUUCUGCAGGGUGCUGGACUAGACAGAUCCAGCUAUGUGAGCUGCUCUGAUGUGUGGAUUUAUGAACCCAUGCAGUGCCCGGUUAAGACAGCUGGAGGGCCAUUACUGAGAUAUAAGCAUCCAACAUACCUGCAGCUGAUUUGGCUGGGCAGGUUGUCCAGGAUUGUAGCAAACCUCCCCAGAGCAGCCUCCUCCCCUCCGCUUCCUGUGCUGCCCCUGUAGGUCUACUAUGCCUCUGGGUUUGGGAAGAAGGAAGAAGGCAUCCCCAUUAGUUGAAAAUGAGGAAGCUGAACCUAUCCGCGCAGGCCUCAAUGUGCCAGGUAUGGAUGGCCUAGAUGGAGGUGUUGUCGGGCUGGGAGAAGGUGCUACCUCUGAAGGUCUGCCUCCUCCACCCAGCAGUAUGCGACCUCGCCUCAUCUUCCACACCCAGCUUGCUCACGGCAGCCCCACAGGCCGUAUCGAGGGCUUCAGUAAUGUCCGGGAGCUCUAUGCCAAGAUUGGUGAGGCCUUUGGGAUACCACCGUCAGAAGUUAUGUUUUGUACACUGAACACUCACAAGGUGGACAUGGAUAAACUGCUGGGCGGUCAGAUUGGGCUAGAGGACUUUAUAUUUGCCCACAUUAAAGGCCAGAAAAAGGAAAUAGAGGUGUUCAAAGGGGAGGAUGCUCUAGGGUUGACGAUCACUGAUAAUGGAGCUGGCUAUGCUUUUAUCAAGAGGAUCCGUGAGGGGAGCAUCAUCCACCAGAUCCAGGUCAUCAAUGUGGGUGAUAUGAUUGAGUCGAUCAAUGGCCAUCGCCUGAUUGGCUGCCGGCACUAUGAGGUGGCCAAGAUGCUGAAGGAGUUACCCAAAGGCAAAGAGUUCACCAUCAAGCUGGUGGAGCCUCUCAAGGCCUUUGAUAUGAUCAGCCAGCGUUCAGGAGGGUCCAGAUCGGCAUCAGGAGUUCAGCUGGGCACUGGUAGAGGAACGCUUCGGCUACGAUCUAAAGGCCCUGCUACUGUGGAGGAACUGCCCUCUGCAUUUGAAGAAAAGGCUAUUGAGAAGGUGGAUGACCUGCUUGAAAGCUACAUGGGCAUCAGAGACAGCGAGCUGGCGGCUACCAUGGUGGAGCUGGGAAAGGACAAAAAGAACCCUGAUGAGUUCGCUGAGGCUUUAGAUGAAACCCUGGGAGACUUCGCUUUCCCAGACGAAUUUGUUUUCGAUGUCUGGGGUGCCAUCGGCGACGCAAAGGUCGGACGAGUGUAACCACAGAAACUAAGGGAGCAGAGACACCCUCAAAGUUCAGCACUACUAGGAAACACAACACUACUCUCAUGAUUUGUUUUUAUUCUAGUGUGUAUACGCCUACUUUUAUUUAAAAGAGUGAACCCCUUUGGGUGACUCUGCCUAGACAAAAGAUAAAUGGGAGAAGACGCUGACUGUGAUGACUUCCCAAGUGCGUUUAUUUGUCUUCCAGCUUUUCCCAGACACUACAAGCACGCUGAGGAGCAUUCCUUUUGACCGCAUCACAUGAGCCUGCAUGUCACUGUUGUAGUUGCUGCCAGUGGAACAAGUAGAGCACAAGUCUCUAAUGUGGGACUGUUAAACAACAGCUAACACA
Molecule: messenger RNA, 1861 nt
Organism: Monopterus albus (swamp eel)
Lineage: Eukaryota; Metazoa; Chordata; Actinopteri; Synbranchiformes; Synbranchidae
Gene: gipc1
Product: GIPC PDZ domain containing family, member 1
Exons: 7
Coding region: 493-1506 (337 amino acids)
Molecular function (GO): protein binding
Source: RefSeq, a predicted model, not a curated record